This is a messenger RNA of Vombatus ursinus (common wombat), 8562 nucleotides long. RefSeq names its product protein kinase C alpha (gene PRKCA). Gene Ontology annotation, molecular function: diacylglycerol-dependent serine/threonine kinase activity; ATP binding; zinc ion binding. Lineage: Eukaryota; Metazoa; Chordata; Mammalia; Diprotodontia; Vombatidae. The record is from RefSeq and is a predicted model, not a curated record. Gene Ontology annotation, biological process: protein phosphorylation. Bases 79 to 1761 code for a protein of 560 amino acids. The transcript has 15 exons.
UGCUCCCCUCCAGCCUCCCCACUGCCUCGUCGGGCUCCGGCUUUCCCAGGGGAGGCAGGUGGUGGCUUGGGGGGGACCAUGGCCGACGUUUUCCCGGCCAACGACUCCACCGCGUCUCAGGACGUGGCCAACCGCUUCGCCCGCAAAGGGGCGCUAAGGCAGAAGAACGUGCACGAAGUCAAGGACCACAAAUUCAUCGCCCGCUUCUUCAAGCAGCCCACCUUCUGCAGCCAUUGCACUGACUUCAUCUGGGGGUUUGGGAAACAAGGUUUCCAGUGCCAAGUUUGCUGUUUUGUUGUUCACAAGAGGUGCCAUGAAUUUGUCACUUUCUCUUGUCCGGGUGCAGAUAAAGGACCUGACACUGAUGACCCCAGAAGUAAGCACAAGUUUAAAAUCCACACAUAUGGAAGCCCUACAUUUUGUGAUCACUGUGGCUCUCUGCUCUAUGGACUUCUACAUCAAGGGAUGAAAUGUGACACUUGUGAUAUGAAUGUUCACAAACAAUGUGUAAUAAAUGUUCCAAGCCUCUGUGGAAUGGACCAUACAGAAAAAAGAGGACGAAUUUACCUGAAAGCGGAAGUCACAGCUGAAAAACUACAUGUCACAGGUUGCAAGUUUAUUGAUGUCAGGGGCCACAUCUAUUCUCUACUAAAUAAAGCCAAGCUUGGCCCUGCUGGUAACAAGGUGAUCAGUCCAUCAGAUGACAGAAAAUCCAAUGUACCAUCCAACAACCUUGACAGAGUCAAACUCACAGACUUUAAUUUUCUCAUGGUCCUGGGGAAGGGUAGUUUUGGAAAGGUGAUGUUGGCUGACCGAAAGGGAACAGAAGAACUAUAUGCGAUCAAAAUUUUGAAAAAAGAUGUGGUGAUACAAGAUGAUGAUGUUGAAUGCACGAUGGUAGAAAAGAGAGUACUAGCUCUCCUAGACAAACCUCCUUUCUUAACACAACUGCACUCCUGCUUCCAGACAGUGGAUCGUCUUUAUUUUGUCAUGGAAUAUGUCAAUGGUGGAGAUCUCAUGUACCACAUUCAGCAAGUAGGAAAAUUUAAGGAGCCACAAGCAGUGUUCUAUGCAGCAGAGAUUUCAAUUGGAUUAUUCUUCCUUCAUAAACAAGGGAUCAUUUAUAGAGAUUUGAAAUUGGACAAUGUUAUGUUGGAUUCAGAAGGACAUAUCAAGAUUGCUGAUUUUGGAAUGUGCAAGGAGCAUAUGGUAGAUGGAGUCACAACCAGGACGUUCUGUGGAACUCCGGAUUACAUUGCCCCAGAGAUCAUCGCUUAUCAGCCGUAUGGAAAAUCUGUGGACUGGUGGGCCUAUGGUGUCCUGUUAUAUGAAAUGUUAGCUGGACAGCCCCCAUUUGAUGGUGAAGAUGAGGAUGAACUCUUCCAAUCCAUAAUGGAACACAAUGUUUCCUAUCCAAAAUCAUUGUCCAAAGAGGCUGUUUCCAUCUGCAAAGGACUAAUGACAAAGCACCCUGCAAAACGCCUGGGCUGUGGGUCUGAGGGAGAAAGGGACAUCAGAGAACAUGCAUUUUUCAGAAGAAUUGACUGGGAGAAACUGGAGAGCAGAGAGAUCCAACCACCGUUCAAACCUAAAGUGUGUGGCAAAGGAGCAGAAAACUUUGACAAAUUCUUUACACGAGGACAGCCAGUGUUAACACCACCUGAUCAACUGGUCAUUGCUAACAUAGACCAAGCCGAUUUUGAAGGGUUCUCUUAUGUCAAUCCACAGUUUGUGCACCCCAUCUUGCAGAGUGCGGUAUGAAAAUGACCAACAAGAACAAAAACCCCAAUUCCCUGGUCCCACCCACAGUGUUCCUUAAUUCCUAAAAUUUUAAGGUCUCAGUCUUGUUGCUUAUUCCAGUUGGAGACCUGAAAAUUGUAGGGUUAGAAGUCUAAAUGUGAUCAACCAUUCAGGAUCUCACUUUCAACCAAGAAACAUCGUCUUAGUAAAAAUUGAUAUAGUUCCCAAUUUAGCCUUUUAGGAGCCACAGCUGGUUGUAUGUCACUCUUACAAAGCAAACAAAUUCUUAACCCUUUUUUGGUACGUUUUGAUAUAUUUUCUUUAACUUUCACCUGUCAAUUUUCAUCAAUAGAAUUCAUCAUUAUAGAGUUCAGGUUAGAACCCCCUUUUUAUCUGAUAGGCUGAGGAUUUCUUCAAUUGAACAGUCUUUGGAAUAGAAGCAUGGAGAGCACAGAAAAUAAGCACUGUGUUAGGGAGGGGGCGCCUCACUGAACCAGUUAUUCCUGUAGUCUUUGCUAGUUAAUUAAAAAAAAAACUGCUAGAAAAGACCAAGGAGGAACAGGAGAGCAUGGAUGACGACACAGUUGCAAGCUAAACAUUCCCAAACAUUGGCUGUUCAUGACCCAACCACAGCCCAUCAGCUCUCAGUUUUAAAAGACCAAAAAGAAAGAAAAGAAAAAAAAAGUCAAAUAUUUCAUGAAUCCAUCAUAUCGUGUCUGGCUGGUUUGAUAACUAGUUUUAAAUUGCAUUUCUAUUAAGAGGCCAAAUAUUUUAAGGACAAUGCUAAGGUAGCGUGUGAAAUCAUUUCAGAUCAAAAGUAAAAAUUCCAUAUUUAUGUUCAUGUUAAUCUCUGAGAGAUUGUUCUGCGAUCCAGGGUGCCAUUGUUAAUUAUGCCACUAUUCAAGAGCAUUGUUAGCCAAUCUCACAAAACACAAUAUUUUGCUACUGACUUUAUUAACUUAGUAAGAAGCUGAGCUGUAACCCUUUUCCCGUUUUGUACUUAUUUAUUUGAUAGGCUGCAGUGUUGUUUAUGAAAGUACUGUGUACAAUAACUUAAUGAAGUAUUGAACUAGAAAGUCCGUCCCUAAAGUUGGGAAACUUUAUCCUUCUGAGUUUACUUAGAGAGAAAACAAACAAAAAAAAAAGGCUUCAUUUUCCAUUUCCAUUUCCCAUUGAAUGAUUCACCUGGAGAUGUAGAAUCAGCCUGGAUUAAAAUCAGUUCCCCCAAACAUUUAAUUUCUAGAAGAAAUUUACAAUGUUUUGCAUCUGCAUCAUGCAAUGAAUUUUGCAUGUUUAUACUAAAUCUUAAUCUAUACUGUUGAUAUAAUCGUAUGCAGUAUAAAGAGAGUAUUAUAAUAAUUUUAUAAGACACACUUUGUGUUAUAUUUGUGAAGUUUCUCAUUUCUAAGCAACUUCCCCCUUGUUUAGAUUCUAGCUUCAUGUUCUGCUGCCGUGAUUCUUUUCUCCCUCAAUGCAUCUCCUGCUGACUGUCACUGAUAUCAAGUAUAUUCAUUUUUUUAACAUAGAUCAACUAUCCAAAAUGAAUGGCUACUUUACAUAAUUUAGUUGGGCUUUUGUUAUAUCUGUCUGCUUCUACUUAUAAAACACACACAUACAUAAAACAGCAGAGAGAGACAGACAGAGAAAUUUUCUAGGCCAGAAGGUGUUAUUUUUGAGAUGACACACUUACCUUCUUAAUGCAAUCUUCUCUUUGUUGGUUCAUGCACAAUAUUUCCUCUUUGAGUUAAUGAGAAGUGAUCAUUUUCAAUCCCAUAAUUUAUGCUGACUUAAGCUCUUUUUCAACACCUUGGGCCUUGUUUGUGUGAGUGACUUGUAGGCAAGGGAAAGGCAGAAAGAUUGCCUUCUUGGGAGACAUGGGAAUGCCAGAAGCAUGUUGUCUAUACUGCUAUUUGUGAAACAGGCUGCUGUUUUUUCUCAGCACGUAACAUACUGUCAUGAGAACAAUAUAUGCCAUAUGAGAUUUAACAUUACAUCAGUUCCAACAGCAAAGGGGUCCCCCAAUUGUGCCAAAAAUACUCCAUUCCAGAAUGCAGGUUUCAUUAUGGCUACUGGUAGAAGAGCAUGAAUGCUGUAAGAUAUCAUCCAAAAGCCAGAUAGUCAAAGGAAUUUAAAAAUAAUGACUCAAAAAUAUGCAAGCUAGAAGUAUCCACUAGCUCUUACAGAAGCUUUCUAGAUUUUCCUCUGUUCUUAAACACCAUUUUUUUAAAAAAAGAAAUUAUUAGGCUAACAUAUGGCCUGCUAAGAGCUCUCUGUGAUAUACUGUACCUACACUCCUAGGCUCUACAAUGCCUGGCAGGGGUGAGAGGAAAAUCAGGAAGAGGGAAAGGCAGAGCCCCAGAAAGUAUGGUUCUAUGGCAGUCAGCUAUGGUUGCAGGCAGUUGUGGCACUGAGGCUUCAGAAUUUGAAAGGGACUAUGGAGGAUUCAUCCUAGGGUCAAAAUAGUCUGUAUGCCAUCAAGGAGCAGCUAUUCAGAGUUGACUUAAUUCAAUCUUGCUUAAAGAGUUAUAUUUCUGGGUCUAGGGUAAAAACUGAUCAAAGACCAAAGAUCAAAGAAGUAGCAAAGGAAGAGAUUAUCAUACAAGCUCUUAGAACAACUGCUGGUUCCCAAGUCAUGUCAUAGAGACAGUUCCUAAUUAAAGACCAUCUUUUUCAGGAAACAGAUUGAGAACCAUGUUUGCAGGGGCGCUUUUGAUUCCCAUGCAGAUUUCCACAUACAUUUUCUCAGGAAACAAAGUCAGACAUCUUAGCCUCUUUGUAUCCUUUUCUUAAUCCUUGUAGAGUUUAAAACACAAAAGACACUGACCUAAAGGGGCAUCCCUUUGCUCUGAAUUAGGGGAUUUUAGGCACAGCAAAUUUGCUGAGAACAGUUUUUAAAGACAAUCGUGUAGAAGUCAAUUGGAGCAAAGUGGUUGGGGGUAGGGGUUGGCAUUAAAGAACUCAUGAUGUAUUUAAAUCUUAUGUGCUGAGAAUGGAUGUUAGGGACAGCCUGGAAAGGCUCUUUUAGAGAGUAACUACUGAAAGCAAAGAAUUCUAUGGGCAGCUGUUAAGAAAACUGACUUAAAAUAUCUGUUUAUAAAACAUAUUGUAUCAAAAUUGACCAAUUCUGUAAAUUCCAUAAAAUGAUACGAGGGAGUUAUUAAAAAAUUUUAGAAUCAGAACAUCUCAGUUGAGCAGGCACUUAUGAGAAUAAAUAGGGUUCUUUGGAAGAUGAAUUUAAUUCAGCAAACAUUAAGUCUCUACUACGUGCCAGUUAAGUACUAUAGAUGCAAGACAAAAAAUAAGAUGGCAUCUGCCCUCAAAGAGUUCACAGUCAAUACCCCCUUGAAAGAAAUGACUACCCCAUGCCACUGACGGGUACAAUAGUAGCUUGUAGAGCCCAGGAACUUACCAUUGGGAGUAUCAUAUCCACCUGGUAGGCUCUGACUCAUUAUUUUUCUCUCAGAAGCCAAAUGCCUUAGGGAAAAUUUAAAAGCUAUCCAUAUGGCUUAGCAUUAUUUCUCCCAGACACUAUUGAAUAGCUGUAAACCUUAAGAGGUUUAAUUCUGGGAUCCUGACAUUUUUUCUCCUGACUUUUCUUCAUAAAAGUUAAUGUGUUUGGACUGAGUAAAAAUUACAUAACUGAGUCCUAGGUAUUAGUGGUAUGUUCAAAUCAAAUGAGAAAAUGAGAAUUGACGCAAAAAAAUAAUAAAAGAAACAUAAGUAAACCAUCAAUAAUGAAAUUCUUUUUUUUAGUGCCUUUACUCCUCAAUCCCUGUGAAAUACUUAAUGCAAAAUCUAACAAAACCUUUUAGAUUGGACUUACUAUUUAAAUGAGCUAUUUAAAAUAACAUGUCAUAAGCGUUCAAGGAAAUUGUUCAAAGAAUAUGAUAGACUCAGUGAUCAAAUUCAAUUACACUGCAAGAGUAUUUGUUGAGUGCUAGCCAUAUAUUUCUCACUGGCAGAAAUAAGGGACUCCAGAACCACCCAGAAACACCAAUCUCAGUAGAAGAGGAGUCCACCUUGUAAAAAAGGGACAAGACAAAGACAGUAAAGGACUUAGAAUGAAAAUGAGAGAUACACAGAGAGUUCAAAGACCAGAGACAUCCGUGAGGAUAAGAUAGUCAUUGCUGAGGAGCUGAAAUUUGAACUGGACCCUACAGGAUUAGUUUAUUUACUAUGUAGCAUUUUAAGGAAGAAGCUCCAGCUGUUCUAAGUAAACAUCAGCUGAGCUUUAUCAGUGCAAAUGUGGAAUUCUGAUAGUGCUCCAGAAAGCACUUUUGCUCUUACUCAACACCGCCCCCCCCCAAAAGAAAUUAUUGACAGGGAAAGAGAUUUGUUUUUUUUUCUCCUUAAAUGUUUCAAAAUGUCUCACAUGCUGUUAAUCAUGUCUCUCUCAUUCCCCUCCCCCGACUUUCUAAUUUAAAACCAUAGCUAUUUCUCUUGAUGAAAUAGGACAAGAGUUUCAAUAGGUAUGAAUCAGAGACAUCUGUGGGACCCUUCACAUUUUUGUCCCUCCUGGCUGUGGUUUCCUGCAGAGCACCCUGGAAGUUAGAGCCAGGUGGGAAAGUCCUAAGUUCACCUAACCAGUCCUUCAAGUCUCAUUUUAAUCCACCUUAGAAAUCAGCACAAAAAAAAAAAUUGGAUAUUUUCUUUUCUUUUUUUUCUUUGUUGCUACCAAAAUAAAAGAUGUGAUUGUAUGGUUUUUCUAUUUAACCAAUGCAAAUUAUUAAUCUCAUCCAGCAGUAUACUUUUCUUACUUCAAUCUUAUAUACAUUCUGUGAGCAGGUCACUUUAUAUUGGAUGAUUUUCUUAUUGUUGAUACCACAGUGAUAUCCAGGGUGCCAAUUUCCCUAGCUAAGGCACCUCUUUCACAGUCAUGGAAAUGGAAGUGCAGGCCUGGGCACUGAAAGGAGACAAAGUGGUUUCUGAGUCCAGUAGAACAGAGCCAUGGAAGUCGCCUAUUAAUAGUGCUAAGGACAGAAAGAGGACAGGAAAUAAAGGAAAAAUUGACAGGAUUUGAUUAUUAGUGGCUGUACACUAACUCACCAAUGAAUUCCUGGAAACAGUAAAAGGCCACUUGCUUUUUUUUUUUUUUAAUAACUAAUGUAUUUCUUCAGGGCCAGUCAUAACCAAUUGUUAGACGGUCUCUUUGCCUUUCUGGUGAUUUUUGGGGGAGAAAAAGGAAACUUGGUUCUGUGACAUAAUGCUUAAAACGAGAAAACUAAUGAGAGCAUAUGUGGUUGAGGGUAAUCUUAAAGAAAUUAUUGAGUGUGGUUUGUGAAAUUCCAUAAUGCCAGAAACUCUGUGGGGGGGGGGGGAAUUAAAACUUUGAAAUGAACUCUGACAUCAGUAUAGUCUAUGUGAUUUUGUAUCUGUCAACAACUGUUUCAGUAAAACUCAAUACUCAAACAGCCUUACAGUAACCCUGCACUGAAGUGCAAAAUGUUCAGAAAAAAUUUUUUAGCCUUCAAGAAAAAAAUCAAUUUAUUAAAUUGACACAGGAUGGCUACAUAUACUAGGCUGUUUGUACUUUUUUAUAUACAACUUUAAUAGCUAAUUCUGCUAAGACCAUUUUUUUUAGAAAAUACCAUCAUGACAAUGUUUCAUAAAAAUAAGCACACAGACCCUGGAGGAAGACUUAGCUGUUGUCAUCCAGAGUUCCAGUGGCAUGAAAUGGCAUCUGUGGAAUACAGUUGCACUAUUUUUUAAACUUCUUUGGGGAUUUGUGCCAUUUUGAAAACAUUGGAAGUGUUGGUGGAAUUUGUUAGUAGCCCAAACCCCUCUGUGGCCAUAGAAGAGAUACUGAAGACAAAAAUACAUAAAAUCCAGGAACAAUUGUCUUACAGGAAAGAUGCACCUAUUUUACUGUUUCAAUUGGAGACUUGUAGUCAGUCAUAAAUCAUGUGCAGAGCCUCAUGUGCAGUUUUCCUUGGGCAUACAUAGAUGUCUACACUGCUAGUUUCAGUGCAAGCCCUUACCUUGCCUUGCUUUGCUUAUUUCUGUCCCCAUAGAUCCCAUAAUCCCUUUCCUCCAUGUUCAGAAACAUUUCUAUGUAAUUUCCGUAAGAAAGAAUAAGCAGCAUACCUGCCCAUUGGUGUUGCUUUUUACAUAACUGAUAGUGUAGACAAGAACUGAUUUUCAGAAAAACAUACAUUAACUAGAAUUAAUUAGAAUUCUUUCUAAAAUAAGCCUCAAAAAAUUGGAUGCCGCAUUUUUCUGGUUAAAAAUUUUGCAGAAAUCAACUUUGUUUGCAUCAUGUCCAUUUAAGAAUAUGCCUGUAGAUAAUCAAUGAUUAUGGGGUGUGUUUUUCGCCUUUCUGGAAGAAUUUGGUUCUUUUCCUGGAAAUUAGGAGUGGGGAAGUGAUAAUAAAUUUCAAACUCACUUGGAAUGGAGGCAGUGAUUCCUCUGGGUCUAAAUAUUUUGCUAAAAAUUCAAAUCAUGACUUUUAUUUUAGGAUCUUUUUAGCAAAAGACUCACUUCUUUGGGCAGUUGCAACAUUGCUUUUGUGAUGUUAAUUUUUUAACAAAAAUAAAGCCACUUGAAAACUACUAAUCCUGCAAAUUACCGGAAGAUCCCCAAAUUUAUAUUUGUAAGAAGGAAGUUGUUUUAUUUUAUCAGUAAACAACUACUAAGAAAUGUAAAGGCCAUUUGAAUGUCAAACAACAUCUGGAAUUAAAAAAAAAACAAGAAUGAUGUAUAAAUUAUUGGCAUUGGUUUUCUUACUUCUUAAAACCUUUACUCCUUGUUUGCAUGAUCCGCUUUGUUAAAUAUACUAAUUGUAGUUUGAAAGCAAGUGUGUAUGAAUAAAGAUAAUGAUCAUUA